This is a messenger RNA of Rotaria sp. Silwood2, 1589 nucleotides long. The record is from the annotation of a GenBank genome assembly. NCBI's taxonomy places the organism in Eukaryota, Metazoa, Rotifera, Eurotatoria, Philodinida, Philodinidae.
AUGUUAUUUGCACUUUACAACGUCGAACCUGUUGUUCCUAACGAUAAAAAACCCACAAUUGAAACAAUUUCUCUUCAUUCAACAACAAAUAAAAUUCGUGAACGUAUCUUCCAAAUGCCCCAAUUAUUCUUUCUGAAACGAGACUUAACAGGAUCAAUGGGUUUACUUCGUCAUUUCUCAACAGAUAUGGUCAAUAUUAUUAUUGAUGAACUUAUAAAAUAUCAAUUACUACGACAGGGACCAUUCAUAACAACAACAUCACGUGGUAUUGUUCAUAUGAAAUCGUAUCCAUCCAAUGAUAUUCUAAAUGAUCCAAUAAAACGUAGUGCUGUUGAUCGAAUUUUCAUUGAUGUUAAAAUGGAUUUACAAAGUUAUAUGACAAUAUUGAGCAAUUCUGUUAUAAAGGAAAAACACGUUUUAACAAUGAUUGGAAAGCAAAUUUUGAUGUUGCCGGAACACCGACUUCUAUAUGAAAAUUUAAAACAAAAAUAUCCAGAGCGUAUUCAUGGAUCGAAUGAUAUUGACAAUAUUUCAGUAGCAAAUAAUCAGUCAUUGCAUAGUGAAACAACAAGUAGUCAAUCAACAAAUAGCCAAUCAAAUAUAACCGUCAUAUCUGGUGAAGCAUUAUCUCAUCAUAACGAUGAACAGACUUAUAAUCCUUUAAAUCAAUUACUUCAACAAUUACAUACAAAUUCUCAAGUUGAACAAUCAGACAAUAUGUCAUCUGCAAACAAUAUUACUUACAUAUCACCUACACACGUUCUUUUUGGUAUUUUGGAAUUUUGUGAGAUUGCUCAAAAAGUAAACAAUAAAUUUUGUGUAGAUAAUUCAACCAACCAUCAACUCUCAAGCAUUUCUGAUACAAUGAAUAUAACAAAUAAUCAACAAACUUUACCUGUUAAGGAACUUACAGUAUCCGCAUUAAAUCAUAAUAUAUCUUCUUAUACCAAUGAGCAUCAAUCGAUUUUAACACAAAAUAAUUUCACAGAACAAAUAUUUGAUAAUACGAUGACAGAUAAUAACUUAACGACAACAAAACAAAUAAAUAAUUCUAUUCCUAAUAUUAAAGAAAAAUUUUCAAAAUCUCAAAUUACCAAUAUUUUAUCAUCAACAUUCGUCAUGCCUCAUGAUCAAAAGCAAGUAGCAUUAAAUAUUCACGCUGGACAUGAUUAUGCACCAUUUAUCGAAAGUGAAAGCAAUACAACCUCACCCUCAUGUAUACUAUCAAAUACUCUUGAAAUUUCUAAUUCUCAUGUCAAUGACUCAAAUUCAUACAACAUGGAUGGUAAAAUUUUUUCCAUUCUUAUAAUUUAACACACUUUGCUUAUUUUAAAAAAAAGCUCUAUUUCUUCUGAUCUAAACUAUAAAACAGUGUCGUUCAUUUUUUUCGAACUGUCUAAUAUUUAAAUAUCUAUCAAAAUUCGAUUCAAAUCGCUUUACAUUACGAUAAAUAGAUCCAUAUUGAAAUUAAUAUAAGGCCAGCCAAGGGGGAAACAUCGUACUUUUGUACUCUAAAGUACAACAAAGUACAAAAGUACUUUAAAGUACCGUAAAGUACUUCGAAGUACUUUAAAGUACCUUAAAGUACU